GAAGAAAAGGGUUCUAAUUCAGAGGCAGCAGAAUGGCAUCUUUAUACAAACAGACAAACCUGUCUAUAACCCAGGGCAGCAAGUGCAUUUUCGCAUCGUCACCCUCACCAGCAACUUUGUUCCAGUGAAUGACCAGUUGUGGAGAAGGUGGUUGGUGCUAAAGCUUGAAGUCAGCAACGACUCUGGGAUCUUGGCCCAGAGCCUGAGACUCUGCACCAGCACAAAGUACCUGCAAUCCCGCCUAAGCUGUGCCUGUUCUCUUGCCUCUGCCCACCCUGCCCCUCUCAGUGUUAAACCUCUGUAAAUAAGAACACCAACCUCUAUAGUGAUGAACCUUCCUACUCUGAUGCCUGUACCUUCUCUGUACUGUAUCAAUCCAACGAGGGUUUGUUCUGUACUCUUAGUCUUUGGGUUGGCUAUUAUCACAGACACUCAACCAUUGAACAUGACAAGAAUACCUGUGAGAAGUAUUAAGAAGGCGAAAUUCCUCACAGCUUCUCCUCCAUUUUUCUGUCAAAUUACCUAUCAUUCAGGUAUCUUACAAUCAGUCCCCUCAGCAUUGCCCCGCUUAAGGGACCAAGAAUAAUCACUCUUUGUAAAGGGCAUCCUAAAGCCCACUUUCUGAAACAUGAUAACAUUUUAAAGGACUCAGUCUGAUUGUUUGUAUCCACAAGGGCCCUUUUCUUCCUGGACACAGACCAUGGGGGUCACGAGCGAUGGGUGGGAUUCUUUAGGUUCUUUUUGCUUCUUUACCUGCUUUCUGCAGUGCAGGGUGGGAAUCAAAGAGGCAGGCACGUCAUGGGAUUUCUUUUUAAUGGACACAGGAUCCAAACGACAAUAGGAUUGCACAGUGGCUGAACGUGGUGCCCAGGGAAGGCAUUGUAGACCUGUCCUUCCAACUGGCACCAGAGGCGACGCUGGGCACCUACAGUGUGGCUGUGGCAGAGGGCAAGACCUUUGGCACCUUCAGUGUGGAAGAAUAUGUGCUGCCUAAGUUUAAGUUGGAAGUGGUGGAACCCAAACAGUUAUCAAUGGUCGACGAUUCUUUCUUGGUGAAAAUUUGCUGUAGGUACACCUAUGGAAAGCCCGUGCCUGGGAUAGUGCAUGUAUCAGUGUGUCAAAAGGCAUAUAUUUACUGGUCUCCAAGGUCAGAAGGGGAAUUCCCGUCUGACAGAUGCAAGAAUAUCUCUGGAAAGACUGACAAAGCAGGAUGCCUCUCAGCUUCUGUGGCCAUGUCUACCUUCAACUUCACUGAUCAUUCUUACGGAUGGGACAUCAGUAUCGUGGCUACUAUGGUGGAAGAAGGGACAGGAGUGGAGGCCAAUACCACUCGGUAUAUCGACGUUUCUUCACGAAGGGGCUCAAUGACCUUUGAAGACACCAAUUAUUAUUAUUACCCUAAUUUCCCCUUCAGUGGAAAGAUAAGAGUUAGGGGCCAUGAUGACUCCCCCCUCAAGCGUCAUACAGUGUUUCUGAUGAUUCGUGGCGAAAAAGGAACCAUGAAGCAGACCCUAACGACUGACGAUGAAGGUCUUGCUGCCUUCGAGCUGGACACGGCUAAUUGGGACGGGAAAGGCAUUUCUCUGGAGGGCAUGUUCGAAUUGGAAGAAACGGCAUAUGAUUCAGAAGAAAUGCCUCCUUACUACCACAAUGCCUACCUGUACCUGGACCCCUUCUACAGCACAACUCGCAGCUUCCUUGCCCUCCACCGGCCAAAUGGCAUCUUGGAAUGUGGCCGGCCCCAGGAAGUGCUGGUGGAGUAUUACAUCGAUCCAGCUGAUGCAGAACCUGACCAGGAAGUCAUCUUCUCCUACUAUUUAAUAGGGAAAGGGAAUUUGGAGAUGGAGGGGCAGAAACGCCUGAAGUCUGAGAGGAAAGGACUGAAAAGCUCCUUCUCUCUCUCAUUGACCUUCAACUCCAGACUAGCCCCUGAUCCUUCCCUGGUGAUGUAUGCCAUUUUUCCCGGAGGAGGUGUUAUAGCAGACAAAAUUCAGUUCUCAGUGGAGAUGUGCUUUGACAAUCAGGUUUCCCUUGGCUUCUCACCUUCCCAGCAGCUUCCAGGAGCAGAUGUGGACCUGCAGCUGCAGGCAGCUCCCCAGUCCCUGUGUGCGAUCCGGGCCGUGGACGAGAGUAUCUUGCUCCUUAGACCAGAGAGUGAGCUGAGCAACAGCUCUGUCUAUCAUAUGUUCCCAUUCUGGUAUGGUCACUACCCCUAUCAGGUGGCUGAAUAUGACUGUCCAGGGUUUGACCCACGGGAGUUUUCCCAGCCCCGCAUUGGUGUACUGCCCGAGGAGCGUUGGGGCAGGCGUACUUAUCUAUGGAGGCCUUCGUUCCCUCAAAGCAUAGCUCUUUUCCAGUUUUUCCAGGAUGUGGGCCUGAAAAUACUGUCCAACGCCGAAAUCAAGAAGACAGACUGCAGUUACCGAAUUUCAGAAUACAGCGUUCCAAACAGACAACCCUAUCCAUCUCCCGGGAGACCACCAAUUGAGCCAGAGGAUUCUCAGGUUCGUCAGUACUUCCCGGAGACUUGGCUCUGGGAUCUGUUUCCUGUUGGUAACUCAGGGAAGAAGUCUGUCCGCGUCACAGUUCCUGAUACCAUCACCACAUGGAAGGCCAUGACUUUUUGCACUUCCCAGUCCAGAGGCUUUGGUCUUUCACCCACUGUUGGACUGACUGCCUUCAAGCCAUUCUUUGUUGAUCUGACUCUCCCUUACUCGGUAGUUCGUGGAGAAUCCUUUCGUCUGACUGCCACCAUCUUCAAUUAUCUGAAGGAGUGCAUCUGGGUUCAGACUAACCUGGCUAAAUCAGAGGAGUACCAGGUGGAACCAGGGACAGACUCUCAGGCCUCCAGCUGUCUCUGUGCUGAUGAAUCAGAAUCCUAUCACUGGAAUAUCACAGCUGUCAAACUGGGUCAUGUAAACUUCACCAUCAGCACUAAUAUUCUGGACUUAAAUGAACUCUGUGGGGACCAGAAGGGGUUUGUUCCAGAAAAGGGCCAGAGUGACACACUCAUCAAACCAGUUCUGGUCAAGCCAGAAGGAGUCCUUGUGGAGAAGACACACAGCUCACUGUUGUGCCCCAAAGGAAAAGUGGCUUCAGAAUCCAUCUCCCUGGAGGUCCCUGUGGAUGUUGUUCCUGAUUCAGCCAAGGCUUAUGUUUCUGUUCACGGGGACAUCAUGGGCACAGCCCUGAAGAACCUAGACAGUCUGGUGCAGAUGCCAAAGGGCUGUGGGGAGCAGAACAUGCUCUUGUUCGCUCCCAUCAUUUACGUCUUGCAGUACCUGCAGAAGACAGGGAUGCUGACUGAGGAAAUCAAGUCUCGAGCAGUGGAUUUCCUGAGGCUAGGGUACCAGAGGGAGCUGAUGUACAAACACAGGAACGGAUCCUACAGUGCCUUUGGGGAGCAGGAUGAAAAUGGAAACACAUGGCUGACAGCCUUUGUCACCAAAUGCUUUGACCAGGCUCAGAGAUUCAUCUUCAUUGAUGACAGGAACGUCCAGGAUGCUCUCAGGUGGAUGGCGGGAAACCAACUCUCCAAUGGCUGCUAUGCCAAUGUGGGAGAGCUCAUUCACACAACUAUGAAGGGUGGAGUUGAUGACAAGGUCUCCUUGACUGCCUACAUCACGGCUGCGUUGCUGGAGAUGGGAAAGACCACAGAUGACAUGAUGGUGAGUCAGGGUCUGCAGUGUCUCAAGGGUUCUGUCUUCACCACCCCCUACACACAGGCCCUACUAGCUUAUACUUUCACUCUGGCUGGGGAUAUGAAGAGCAGAAAGAUUCUUCUUGAAAAGCUAGAUCAACAGGCUAUCAUCUCAGGAAAGUCCUUUCACUGGAGCCACAAACCUCCUCCAUCAUCAGAUGCCGGCCCUUGGUCUGAGCCUGAGGCUGUAGAUGUGGAACUUACGGCAUAUGUAUUGUUGGCCUGGCUUAGCAAAGCCAACGUGACUCAAGAGGAGAUAAACAAGGCCGCUGGCAUAGUGGCUUGGUUGAUCAAGCAGCAAAAUGCGUAUGGAGGGUUCUCUUCCACUCAGGAUACUGUAGUUGCUCUCCAAGCUCUUGCCAAGUAUGCCACUAUUGUCUAUGCGCCGUCUGAGGAAGUCAACCUGGCUGUAAAAUCCGCUCAGAAUUUCCAGCACACUUUCAACGUUCAAGCUGCCAACCGGUUGGUGUUUCAGCAGGAGACUCUGCCCGAUAUCCCUGGAGUGUACACCUUGGAGGCCUCAGGCCGGGGCUGUGUCUUUGUGCAGACGGUGCUGAGAUAUAAUAUUCUCCCUACUAAAAGUGUGGAGGCCUUUAGUCUUAGUGUGGACAUAGGGAAAGCUCGGUGUGAGCAACAUACUUCACCUCGAUCCUUGGCUCUGGACAUCCAUACCAGUUAUGUGGGGAAUCGCAGCUCUUCCAAUAUGGUUAUUGUGGAAGUAAAGAUGCUUUCCGGGUUCAGUCCAAUGGAAGGCACCCAUCAGUUACUUCUCCAGCAACCACUGGUGAAGAAGGUUGAAUCUGGAGCUGACACACUCAACAUCUACUUGGAACAGCUUAGUAAGAAGUCUCAGACCUAUACCUUCUCCAUCAGCCAAAGCCUGUUGGUCACCAACCUCAAACCAGCAACUAUCAAAGUCUAUGACUACUACCUACCAGAUGAACAGGCAACAAUUCAAUAUUCUGAUCCCUGUGAAUGAGGGUAGAAGAUGGAAAGAGACUAAACGAAUUCUCCACGACAUUACUGGACAGCAUUCUUCCUUCUCUUAAAGCAGAACCCGUUCAAUCAAACAAUUUGGUUUCUCUUGUUAAAAAACAAAAUGCAGGACUUCCCCGGCAGUCCAGUGGGUAAGACUCCGUGCUUCCACUGCAGGGUGUGUGUGUUCAAUCCCUGGUCAGGAAACUAAGAUCCCACAUGCUACGUGGUAUGGCCAAAAAAUUAAAAAAAAAAAAAAGCAACCAAAUAAAAUUGAAGAUUGAA
This is a messenger RNA of Lagenorhynchus albirostris (white-beaked dolphin), 4960 nucleotides long. It is a transcript of the gene A2ML1, whose product is annotated as alpha-2-macroglobulin like 1. The transcript has 33 exons. Gene Ontology annotation, cellular component: extracellular region. Lineage: Eukaryota; Metazoa; Chordata; Mammalia; Artiodactyla; Delphinidae. The record is from RefSeq and is a predicted model, not a curated record. Bases 1032 to 4679 code for a protein of 1215 amino acids. Gene Ontology annotation, molecular function: endopeptidase inhibitor activity.